Kogia breviceps (pygmy sperm whale) is the source of this 2703-nucleotide messenger RNA. RefSeq names its product WD repeat domain 49 (gene WDR49). Lineage: Eukaryota; Metazoa; Chordata; Mammalia; Artiodactyla; Physeteridae. The record is from RefSeq and is a predicted model, not a curated record. Gene Ontology annotation, molecular function: protein binding.
AUGAGUUGCCAGAAUGCUACCUUUGAGUUGAACAAAGGAUCCCAUCCUGGGCCAGAGAACCCAGAGAGAAUUUCACAAGGUGAAACUGCAGAGGAAGAUGCCUGCAUAGCCCUGCUUGAAAACCAACUCAGCCUGGGCGACUUUGUCCAAAUACAAAGAGCCUUUGAGAUAGCGGUGGCUUUUACAAGAAAAGAGAUUUGUUUCUAUGAUCUGCUGUCCAAAGAAGAACUUCCUUGUCAAUAUAAACUCCAAGGCCUGAAAGGAACACCAGUUUGCAUGGAUUAUUGGUAUGACCCUUCUGAUGCCAAUGAGUCAAUUCUUUCUCUUGGGGACAUAACCGGAAAGGUUCAAGUAAUUGCUUUCACAACGACCUUGAUUUCCCUUUUUGAGCAUCCUGUGGGUGCAUGUGAAGAUGAAGAAGCAACUGUGACCAUUAACUGGGCAGAGCCGUGCUCUGGACAUCACAAAUGUUGCUAUACGUUAAGGCACAAACUUCAUUGUGGAGACUGGGUCACACAAGUUACUUACAAUGUGUCCUUAGAUGCUAUUAUUUCCAGUACAACCAGCAAUACAAACACUGUGGUGCUGGCAUGGAGAGAGAAAUCAAAAAAGCGUCUUAGAAUGACAUCCUUCAACAUUGCCCAAGGCAUUCGUGCUUUUGAUUACCACUCUUGUCUCAAUUAAAUUGCAACUGCUGGCUUUAACAGUAAAGUUUGCCUUUGGAACCCCUAUGUUGUCUCUAAGCCGGUUGGUGUCCUUUGGGGUCACUCAGCCAGUGUAAUAGCUCUCCAAUUCUUUGCUGCAAGAAAACAACUUUUCAUCUUCUCCAGAGAUAAAGUUUUGAGACUCUGGGAUAUUCAGCACCAGCUGUCCAUCCAGAGGAUAGCUUGUUCUUUCUGCAAAAGUCAGGACUUCAGAUGUCUCUUCCACUUUGAUGAAGCCCACGGACGACUUUUCAUCUCACUUAAUAACCAGCUAUCAUUGCUGGGAAUGAAAAGUGAUUCCGGCAAGAGGGUGAAAAGCCACAAGAAAGCAGUCUCUUGUGUGCUUUACAAUUCAGUCUUGAAGCAGGUAAUCGGUUCUGAUGCAGGGUCGACUGUUUCAUUCUGGAUGAUAGACACUGGGCAGAAAAUCAAACAGUGUACUGUUUGCCAUGGCAACAUAGAAAUCAGCACAAUGGCCAUCGAUGCAGAUGAGAUACGGCUUUUGACUGGCAGCACAGAUGGGACUGUAAAGGUCUGGGACCUCAAUGGCUAUUGUCACCACACUCUACAUGUUGGGCAAGAGGGAGCUGUGGAUAUUUCACACAUCCUGGUUCUUAAGAAGACAAUCCUGGUUACAGGCUGGGACAGGGCUAUUACUCUGUUUUACUCUAAGUAAAACUUCAGUCAGUUUUUCAUCCAGCCUGAAGAAUGGAAGGGAGGAGUACAACACCGUAAUGAUAUCUUACGCACUGCAUUUUUACCUCCACAAAUUCUUGUUACAGGGAGUUAUGAUGGAGAAACUGUUCUGUGGAACAAUAGCACAGAAAAUGCUCACUAUAUCCUUUACCCUGAUUAUCAGCGGCUGCUAAAAUCAAAAUAGGAUAUAGAGCCUCAAAAACUUCCUGGUGCUGGGAGGAGCUGCUCCACCCACCCCACGGCUGACCAGGCUACUCUGGGAGCCUGUUCCUUUGAGACAGACACUGAGUGCAAUAAUGCUGUUAUGAGGCUUUGCUUCCUUGAAGCAAGAAAAAACCUUGCAGCCACAGGAUGAGCCAACCUGUUGUCAUGUGGAGGAUCUGGGUAUGUCAGAUUCUGGGAUACAUUUAAGAAGCACCUUCCGGCUGAAUUUUUGGCUCAUAAUGUUGUUGGUUCCAUUAUUGUGUCUGAUAAGUCAAAUUGAUACCUUGCCGCAGGAGAUCUUGAGGGGUGGUUGAAAAUCUGGAAUACAGAGGAGUACUGUCUUAAUUCCAGUAAGAACAAACUCACAGAGGCCCCGACUCUGAUAAGAUCGUUCUGACCUCCUGAAGACUGGAUAAAUUCUGUAGAGAUGUGUGAGCCGGGCGGCCGGUUACUGGUUCUCUCCGCCUCUGCAGACUGCAGCAUUGAUGUCUGUGGUGCUCCUGUCCAGAUCUUUGGUCAGGCAGAGCAUUGGCAACUUGAGAACUUGAGAACCCUUCCUAGAAGAAAUAUUAAUUUAAUGGAAGAUAAGAUUGAAGAGAAAAGCAUAAAGGAAAUUCCUUUGCUUUCUAAGGAGGAGGAAUCAUGGUUAGACCCAUCAAAACAUUCUCUACUUGAUAAGAAAAACAAAGAGUCAACAUACAAUGUCAGACCAUCAGAAGUUAUAAAUUGGUAUGAAUAUAAGGAAAGAAAUGUUUAUAAGAAAAAAACACAUAACCUUUACAAUGGUGAAGUUAUAAAAAAUCAUUCAGUAACUAAUCACUGCGGUUUUAGGUCAUUAAGCAUUGGAAACUUGAAAGAACUACCUGAAGUGAAUAAACCAGCUUUUCUUCUAGACCCUGAGAAAUACUUUAGGGAAGAGCCAGAGGAGGAAUGUCCCCAAAUUCCAGAGCUUCCAUCACUUUCUGAAACAUUGAAAGCAGUAUUUGAUGAGAAAAGCCUAUUCCUCAAAGAAAUUCUGGAUCGUGAACAAAGAGCCAGGCAAUUAUGUCAAGACACAAGUAGUGAUGUGAAGAUAAAAAGGAAUAAGAAGCCAUUAUAA